Molecule: messenger RNA, 618 nt
Organism: Hibiscus syriacus
Lineage: Eukaryota; Viridiplantae; Streptophyta; Magnoliopsida; Malvales; Malvaceae
Product: RNA-binding protein Y14-like
Exons: 4
Biological process (GO): RNA splicing
Cellular component (GO): cytoplasm; exon-exon junction complex; nucleus
Molecular function (GO): mRNA binding
Source: RefSeq, a predicted model, not a curated record
AUAAACGUUCAGAUCGCGGUGAGGGCGAGUGCUGACGUGGAAGCAGUGGAUUUCGAGCCGGAGGACAACGACCUCAUGGACGAGGACGCCGCCGGCGAUGCGUCCCCUCAAUUCGCCAUGCCUAAGCUCAAGUUCGCCGUCACUGGCGAUGCUUCCACCUCUAUUUCUGGCCCUAAGAAGACCAAGGGACGUGGCUUCCGUGAUGAAGAUGUCUCCCGCCAGUCCCGUCUCGCCUCCUGCGACUUCGAGUCCCUAGGCACUGAUGAUGGCCUUGGUCCACAGAGAUCUAUUGAAGGAUGGAUUAUUUUGGUCAGUGGUGUACAUGAGGAAGGCCAAGAGGAUGAUUUGCACAAUGCAUUUGGUGAAUUUCGUGAGAUCAAGAAUUUGCAUUUAAAUCUUGAUAAUGUUUCCUCCUUUCAGGGAUAUGCUCUGAUUGAAUAUGAAAAGUUUGAAGAAGCAAAGAAUGCCAUAUCUACCAUGGAUGGAGCAGAACUACUCACACAAACCAUCAAAGUUGAUUGGGCCCUCAGCAAUGGACCUAGUACCGGAGUCUUCAAAAGAAAAAAUACAAGAUCUGGACGGACACAUCGCUCCAGGAGUCCUAGGAGAAGAUACUAA